AUGACCAUUCAUCUUCAAGAAGUUGUAAGAUCUGAAGUGGAAGGUGGUCUGUCAGGGCCAGCUAAUCCAAUACCCAGUCAAUCGAUGGAUUGUGGAUGUAGACAAUUUCCUUGUCCAAAAUUAGCAAAAUUCGCAACGAGAUGUACGUUCGUUGGAUUAAUCUGUUGGGUUGGCCUUCUUCAAGCUGCUUCAUCGGCAUAUUUUUAUAUUAUUGGCUCUACGAUAGCCAGGAGAUUUCAAUUUGAUCCUUACUUAAUUGAUUGGAUUUUGGUCGUGUCGGAAUUAACACCCUUUUUUCUUGGUGUUGUCGUUGCAUAUUGGGGUGACAAAAUUCAUAGGGCCUCGUGGAUAGGUGCUCUGGUAUUAUUACAAUGUGCUGGCUAUGUGAUAUUGGUAAUACCACAUUUAACUCAUAAAGUUAGAGUUAUCGAAGAAACCUUUAACGUCACUCAUAUGUCUCUAUACGCAGACGAUAGUCCAGAAUUAUGCUCGUCCAGUGCUUCCAGAAUAAUAAUAGAAGAGGAUGAUAACACCUGCUAUUUCACACUCGCAAUUUUAUGUUGCGUACAAGUUCUGAUAGGCAUGGCUAAUAUAGCCUACUAUGCGCUCGGCAUAUCCUAUCUUGAUGACAAUACCAAAAAACAACAUGUAGCAGGAUUUUUCGGAAUAAUUAUUGCAGUGAAAAUCAUCGGUGUACUUUUGGGAUACGUUCUAGCUUGGGGUUGUCUGCGGAUAGACGCGGAAAAUUUGAAAGUGGUGGAAUCUUAUCAAGAACAAAUAGGUGCUUGGUGGCUCGGUUUUCCUAUUCUUGCAGCAGCCAUGACAAUUCCUGGUCUCUUACUCUCAUGGUUUCCUAGAAGAUUACCUUCCGAGGUAGUGGAACAGGCAGCUGCUUCGAUCCUCGAUCGAGCAGGUACGCUAACUUUGCGUCGUUUAAGAUCAGUCGAUCAUAAAAUCGGUACUCCAAAUUUUUGUGCGAUGCUCGGAAGGCUGAUGACUAACAAAUUACUGAUAUGCAACAUUCUCGCAUCGGCCUUUUGCGCCACUGCUCUCUUAAACCUCAUGACACACGAGAAUAUCAUUUUGGAAUCCAGAUAUCACAUACCUAAACCAACGGGAAUGUUGCUCGGAUUUGGAGAUCCUUUACAUUCCAGAUUGAUCUUGAAUUUAUUAAAACCAAUUUUGAUUGGACUGAUCAUAGUUAUUUGUGGAUUGAUAUUGUCCAAAGCUAAACCUCGAGCGACGUUCAUAGCUGGUUACAGCUUCAUUGCAACGGUCUUAGCAACUGUCAUAAUAUUUGCUUUGGUCUUUACAUAUUGCGAUUCACCAUCAGUCGUUGAGCUGAAUAAAGGAUCAAUCCAUUUGUUGCAAUAUUGCAACAAAGAUUGCCGUUGCUCGAAGGAUGCAGAUUUUCGUCCAGUCUGCGAUACCAGAGGCAGGUACACAUUUUAUACACCUUGUCACGCUGGAUGCACUUCCGUAGAAUAUAUAGACAAUAUUAAGAUCUACAGUGACUGCAGUUGUGUUCAAGAAAUAACGGGAAACUUGGACGCCAAGGAAGGUCCUUGUGGCUCGUCCAGUUGUCAAAUUGGAUGGCUAGCUUUUGAAUUUGGUACUUUGCUUGCUUACGCUUUGGUCGCAUCUACUUUCGUUGGAGAUUUAUUGAUCAAUCUCAGAUCGGUUUAUCGACAAGAUAAAGCGAGUAGCAUAGGAUUCUGGAUGAUGUGGGUUGCGUUUUUCGUCAAUGUACCUGGUAAAAUUCUUUAUCAAACGAUCGCGAAUAUAACGUGUAUAAAUUGGGGUGCUAAAGGGACCAUAUGCCAUUUUCAUGAGAGUCCAAAGCUUGGAAACUAUAUAUUCUUUUUGACGACUUUAUUACUGGCUAUCUGUAUUAUUUUUAAGAUUUUAGUAUGGAUUUUCUGUAAAAAUUUAAUGAUAUAUGGUAGGCCGAUUAACGAAAACGAAAAGAACACGACUCAGUCGCAGGAAUUGAUGCCAAUGCAACCUUCGAUAAAUUCCAAUGAAAACGAGACCGUGCCCAAAUCUGAUAACAAUGAAACAGACGCAUUACAACUUACGACUGAGUCUAAGACAAAAGUAGAAGAUAAUGUAGAAGAAGAAGGAGAAUUAAAACGUCCUUUAAUAUACGGUCCUUUAGGUCCAGGAGAUCGACGAGGGACUAGCAACGACAAAGUACUUCAACGGGAUCCUCCUAGAAAGCAAAUGGUUCUCGAAACGGAAGACGAAUUGGAUAGUUCCAGUGACGAAAGUAAAAAGGAUUCUAGCCCUAAGGUUGCCUAUAAACCAUUAGAACUUGAUUCGGACGUUGAAAGCGAUCUUGGAAGUGUAGCGGCAAGAUCAAGAAAACGGGUCGUUAGUAAGGAUUAUGAUGAAUUCACGGAGAGAUCGAACUCGUCUAUGAGCUCGAAAAGACGAGGAGAAUUUCCAAAUCCAGACGAAUAUGGGGAUCCAAGAUCGUUAAGAAACGUUUUAAAAAAGGAUUGGAGAUCUUACGAAGAUGGAUCAUCGAAAACAAGUAGCUUUGAGUAUUCCAAGGCGGGCCCUUUGAAAAAAGGGGACUUUAAUGAAAUUGGUAUUCCAAUAGUCGAAUAUUAUCCUUCGAGUGCUAACAACUCUAUUGGACCAAACUCUCCGUUCUUGAAAGACGUGAAAUCAUUGAUAAACCAAUACGAAAAGAACUCUAGCCAAGAACAAUUGGAGGAUGAUCGAGCAUCUAUCAGAUCGGCUGGCAAAACUGGGGUUCCUCUCGUAGCUAUGACACAACCAAGACUUUCUUCCGGACAAGCUUCUUCAGGAUUUGGCAGUUUGAGGGAAAGCUCCUCCGAUCCUCGAGGAACUCCCAGUCCAAAGAACUCUUCUAUCAAGGGUAGCAAAGGGACACUCUGUACUGAUUUGUGAAUUAUUUAUGUUCCGUAAAACCACAACCGCAACCACCACUCCAACCCCCUUCCAUCCAUCCGCGCACACAUAGACAAGCACACGGACUGGAAUUAUCUUCGAUCUCUAUUGAACUAUUCUCUCGUAGAAGAUGUCCUUACUUUCGUUGCUUAC
Messenger RNA from Polistes dominula (European paper wasp), 3072 nucleotides. RefSeq names its product solute carrier organic anion transporter family member 2A1. Gene Ontology annotation, cellular component: basolateral plasma membrane. NCBI's taxonomy places the organism in Eukaryota, Metazoa, Arthropoda, Insecta, Hymenoptera, Vespidae. The record is from RefSeq and is a predicted model, not a curated record. Gene Ontology annotation, molecular function: protein binding. Gene Ontology annotation, biological process: sodium-independent organic anion transport; transmembrane transport.